AGUUUGGCGGUGCCGCCCCUGCCCGAACUGCUUCAGGCCACUCUCAAGAAGCUGAACACUCAGCCUAUCCAGGCUAUUGAGGAGGUCAACAUGUUCAAGAGCGACGGCAACGUCAUUCACUUCUCCGCCCCUAAAGUCCACGCUGCUGUCCCCUCUAACACCUUCGCCAUCUACGGUGCUGGUGAGGACAAGGAGCUGACCGAACUCGUGCCCGGCAUCCUGAACCAGCUCGGCCCCGAUUCCCUUGCCUCUCUACGCAAGCUGGCCGAGAGCUACCAGAGCAUGACCAAGGACAACAAGGACGGUGAUGCUGACGAUGAUGACAUCCCCGACCUUGUCGCUGGCGAGAACUUCGAGAGCAAGGUAGAAUAGAAGAUGCCUUUGCAAGUAUAGAGCUCCCCGCGACAAUGGAACGACUAACCUCACACCGACACGACUGACGAGAACAUGGCAUCGCAUUCGGACAUUUGUAUCAUUGAUUCAAAUAGGAAAGAAUUGAAAUGGAUGGA
Molecule: messenger RNA, 509 nt
Organism: Xylaria bambusicola
Lineage: Eukaryota; Fungi; Ascomycota; Sordariomycetes; Xylariales; Xylariaceae
Exons: 3
Coding region: 91-372 (93 amino acids)
Cellular component (GO): cytosol; nascent polypeptide-associated complex
Source: RefSeq, a predicted model, not a curated record